Molecule: messenger RNA, 813 nt
Organism: Ostrinia furnacalis (Asian corn borer)
Lineage: Eukaryota; Metazoa; Arthropoda; Insecta; Lepidoptera; Crambidae
Exons: 2
Coding region: 1-813 (270 amino acids)
Source: RefSeq, a predicted model, not a curated record
AUGGAUGGAGACUACGGGGUGCGCAUUCUAGGUCCUCAAAUAAAAAGACCCACUCAAAAAGGGAAACUGUUACGUCAGAAGUACUGUCUCCGCAGUCGCCAGCAUCUCAACAGUCCCCUUCUCGCUCAUAUGCGCAUUCUACUUCUACGGAAGUACUGUCCCGGCAGUCACCAGCAUCUCCACAGUCCGCUACUCGCUUAUGUGCGCAUUCUAGGUCCUCAAAUAAAAAGACCCACUCAAAAAGGGAAACAGUUACGUCAGAAGUACUGUCUCCGCAGUCGCCAGCAUCUCCACAGUCCUCUACUCGCUUAUGUGCGCAUUCUAGGUCCUCAAAUAAAAAGACCCACUCAAGAAGGGAAACUGUUACGUCAGAAGUACUGUCUCCACAGUCGCCAGCAUCUCCACAGUCCCCUUCUCGCCUUAUGUGCGCAUUCUAAGUGCUCAUAUAAACCGGCACCGGCUGAGCAGACGCCGGCGUCUCCAGAGCCCCCAUCACGGGCUCAAUAUCCUGAUUCACGUAGUGACUCCCGCUCAAAGAGGCAUAAGGCAUCCAAGCCACCUGGAUCUCCAACUCAAACGCGCUCUCUAUCGAGAUCGCGCUCGAAGGCGAAGAUAAAAGUGGAGCCGAAGAUGGAAUCCUCGGCAUCGUCGAGGGCAGGCAAGACACAGUCGUCUUCGAAACGUCAGGCGCAGUCACCCUCAUCCUUAUUACAAAAGAGUUCAUCGCACCAAUUAUCAACGGAACAGCAACUAUCGCAAGGGUGGUUGGCAGCUUGGGAUUCAUAUAUAGAUAAGGUAGGUUCUCAAACAUGA